This is a messenger RNA of Caenorhabditis briggsae, 987 nucleotides long. NCBI's taxonomy places the organism in Eukaryota, Metazoa, Nematoda, Chromadorea, Rhabditida, Rhabditidae. The record is from RefSeq and is a predicted model, not a curated record. Bases 1 to 987 code for a protein of 328 amino acids. The transcript has 6 exons.
AUGGAUCGAAACAAAUUUAAUCCAAACCAGCGACUUUGUGUAGCAUUGUUUUAUGUGAUCUCGCUAUUUGCUAUUACAGUUCUAAUGAUUCAUUUCAUUCAGUACGAUUCAAAUAGGAAAAUCGUACCAGCGGACAAGAUCAUAGUAGCCGUAGAAGACAACGAUGAGACCACAAAGAAACCACUUCCACCAUUUAAUUAUGAUUCCCUUCCACCCUGCGAUCUAAAUGAAGAGCUCGAAAAACCGAAAUUGAACUUGAAAACGAUUCAAAAGAGUUUUCUGAAAUGUGUUUUCCCGCUGCUCACACGGUUUUUUGGAAAUCCAGAAGGUCUUCUCUUCAAUUUUAGUUCAGUUCUCUCGGUUUGUGACGACGAAGAAGAGAUUCGAAAUAUCGAUGUCACAGAAAUCGCAAACGAUCGAUGGGUUAUAUUCCCUAAAUGUAACGAAAACAAUACAAUGGUCACUUUAGGAGUCGAAAAAGAAACGAAUGCAGAGAGUUGGCUGGAAGAGAAGAUUCCAAAUUUAAAAAUGUACGGCACUAGUGGCCUCAUAAACGCUAGUCGUGUGUAUGAGCAUUUCGAAAACGUUGCGAUCGGUAAAGAAGCUGAUUCAGUUAAGAUGGAAGUUAUGGAAAAUGGCGUUCUUGUGAACAAAACAAUGGAUCAAAAGAAGAUCGAAGAAUAUAUAAAGGACUUAAAUUUGACGAAAAUAGACAUUCUAUGGAUUAAUCCAUACUAUGGAAAGUUCUCCUUUUGGGAUUAUUUGAAGAGAGAUGGAUGGCUGAGCAAACAAGGAAUCACCAUAUGCCAAAUGAUAAUAGAAGUUCCUAAAGGGCAUGGAAAUCAAUGGGCUGAAAUGAUAAAACCAAUGCAAAACAACUCCAGUUUUGUGUUCAUGAAACCUACAACGACCAAAAGUGGAGGAGCCAAAGCAUUUUUCAUAAAUUACCAAGAUCCAGAAUGUACUAGAAAAUAUCUAGAAUCGUAA